CUUCACCGUAUCCAGGUUGAUCCAAUCUCUGGCGAUGACUGAAGCGGUGGAGGCCAUCAACAAGUCCCCCAUGCUGAAUGGUCUCACAUUAGGCUACAAGAUCAUGGACACGUGCUCUGAUGUGACCACUGCACUGCAACACACCGAUAUCUUCAUGGAUAAAAAUUGUGGCAGCACUAAUUCAUUGUUUCAGGCUGUUAUUGGAGAGUACCAUUCUGAGGUUUCCAUUGCUGUGGCGAGGUAUCUGACCAUGGGUUAUAUGCCACAGAUCAGUUAUGGUUCAACAGCUGGGGUUUUGAGCGACAAAACCCGUUUUCCGACAUUCAAGAGGACUGUCCCGGAAGAUGACCACCAGGCUAAAGCAAUCACCAAAAUUUUGAGGUACCACAACUGGACUUGGAUUGGCAUAAUAGCCACAGACGGAGAUUACGGCCGAUACGCCGCAGACCAACUUGAGGCACAUGCCAUUAAACAAAAUAUAUAUGUGUCAUACCGAGUUGUGCUCCCUGAUUUUCUCAACGAUGAAAGCUUAGAUUCCAAACUCAAUGAAACUAUCGAAAAAAUCGCAAACACUUCAAAAGUUCAAGUCAUUGUGUCUUUUGCCAAAUCUCACCACAUGUCUUGUUUGUUCAAUAAACUAACUCCCAAUGCAUCUGGACGUUUCUGGAUCGCUGGUGAUAGCUGGUCCACGUCACUCAAUGUGCUAGACAAUCGUCCCUUGAAUGAAGUUGGAAAAAUUCUUGGAAUAAUCCCAUUUUCAGGGAACAUCUCUCUUUUCAGAAGAUACCUAGAUAAUCUGGAUCUAAACCCUGACUCACAAUCAAACAACACUAUCCUGCAGUACUUCAUCAAAGGAGAGCUGAACAAAAGCAGAACCAUCAAAGAAAUAAGAGAAACCCUGCAGAAAGCUGUAAGUCCUAGUGCAGUGUUUAGUGUACAGUUGGCUGUGAAGUUUGCUGCUAAUGCUAUUAAAGACAUCUGUUCUCGAAAAAUCUGCCGUGGAGGCUUUGAUAUUCAACGCUCUGAGCUAAAUGAUGCCUUGGCAAAGACCAUGUUCACAAUAGAUGAUGAGAAAUAUUCAUUCAGCAAAUCUGGAGAUUUGGAUACUGGUUAUGAUAUCAACAUUUGGGAAGCAGCACUUGAAAAAAAUGCUGAACUGGUCAACAAUGUGAAACUGAAGACUGUGGCACGCUACAUGAUCAAGAAUGAAAGCAUGCUUUUCUUGAAUGACACACAGAGAAAUCCUCUGGAAGAUUUCACAGGUCGUGUGAUUUCGCAGUGCUCUCCAAGCUGUCAACCUGGAUUUAGAAAGGUUUUUUCUGUAGACAAGCCCAUCUGUUGCUAUGAGUGUGCCAAGUGUCCAGUAAACACCUUUUCAAACCAAACAGAUGCACAUGAAUGUAUAGACUGUCCAAAGAAUUUCUGGUCUAAUGAGAACUCCACCACUUGCACUCCCCAAAAGCAAGUUUUCCUGUCCUGGAAAGAGACAUACUGUGUCGCCUUAGUGGUGUUUGCUUGUCUUGGCCUCCUUUUGACACUGAUUGUGAUGCUGGUGUACUUAGUCAGAUGGGAUACCCCGGUGGUCCUCGCAGCCGGGGGUCCCAUCUCCAUCCUGAUCUUGCUGUCCCUGCUCGGGACGUUCACCAGCGCCAUCUUGUUUGGUGGGAAGCCCACAGGCAUACAGUGUAAAACCGGACAGGUGCUAUUUGGCCUGAGCUUCACCCUAUGUGUCUCCUGCAUCCUGGUCAGGUACUUUAAGGUACUGCUGGUCUUCCAGAAUGAUUCCGCUGUCAAACAGGUCAUGAAGAAACUCUUCCUGCCCUACUGGAUCAUUGGUAUUUGUGUGCUUAUCCAGGGCAUCAUCUGUGGUCUCUGGUUGUGGUUUGAACCACCCAAGGCUUCUAAUAGCUCAGUGAUCAGGUCUGAACUUGUCUUCCAUUGCGAUGAGGGGACAGGGCUAUACUUCGGACUCAUGCUGGCCUUCAUUAGCCUUCUGGCUCUGGUGUGCUUUGGAUUUGCCUUCCUGGGACGGAAGCUUCCCCAGUGCUAUAACGAAGAGAGGUGCAUCAGCAUCAGCAUGCUCAUCUACAUUAUCAGUUGGGUGGUGUUUGCCCCCAUUUAUGUGAACAUAGUUCAUAUUACCCAGUACAAAUCUGCCAUUCAGAUGAUUGUGAUGCUCUUUUCUGCAUACGGGAUACUCAUCUGCCACUUCAUGCCUAAAUGUUACAUCAUCCUAUUGAAAAGCGAGAAGAACACCAGAGAGGCUUUCACAAGGGGCAUUCGGGAGUUCACCAGACGCUUCAACAGAAGUUCACGAGUGGAUCGGCAUAGAGCUGGACUCGACCGGCCAGAAAGUGCAUUUACUAUUGACUCUGGAAUCGAGAAUAUAAUAAAUGGGGUGUACUCAAAUCCCUUCCCAACAAGCACUAUUUCUUCAUUUCACCUGUCCAUAGAUAAUCUGCCCCACGAGGUCAGUGUGUCUGGAGAUUCCUUGUACGAGUUUUCAGUGUCCUCUGGAUCUUCAGCAGAAAUGAAUGAGGAAAACCAGCAACAACAGACUUUAAGCGGCUCCCAAAAACUCCUCCAAAGGAUUAAGAAUAACCGUACUGAGCUCAAAAGGACCUUAAGUGUCCCGAAUUUUUAAGCAAUAAUUUUUUU
Carassius carassius (crucian carp) is the source of this 2658-nucleotide messenger RNA. Its product is annotated as G-protein coupled receptor family C group 6 member A-like. The transcript has 5 exons. Gene Ontology annotation, biological process: G protein-coupled receptor signaling pathway. The coding region runs from base 35 to 2644 and encodes 869 amino acids. The record is from RefSeq and is a predicted model, not a curated record. Gene Ontology annotation, molecular function: G protein-coupled receptor activity. NCBI's taxonomy places the organism in Eukaryota, Metazoa, Chordata, Actinopteri, Cypriniformes, Cyprinidae. Gene Ontology annotation, cellular component: membrane.